Messenger RNA from Naegleria fowleri, 1038 nucleotides. RefSeq lists its product as uncharacterized. The record is from RefSeq and is a predicted model, not a curated record. The transcript has a single exon. Gene Ontology annotation, molecular function: protein kinase activity; ATP binding. Gene Ontology annotation, biological process: protein phosphorylation. Lineage: Eukaryota; Heterolobosea; Eutetramitea; Acrasida; Naegleriidae. The coding region runs from base 1 to 1038 and encodes 345 amino acids.
AUGCCUCUUAGGACGGUGAAUAGGCACGAAAAGAAGAAUAGCAACUCCGUGCUGAAGCGAAAAUACUCCGAUUUUGAAGAUCAUGAUGAACCAUGUGAUGAUAUUAUGAUGAACAAUUGCUGGCUUCCGAUUGCGCAAUAUCAGCCACUGGUAAACACAGAAUCGGAAUUUCCGGAAAUAACACCAUUUAACGAGCUGUUGGACACCACCACUGAAUCCAGCUUGAAGAAGACUAAAUUAUGGACAACGGAUGUUAAGUCUGCAGGAAUAAUCGAAUCAAUUUUUGUAAAUAAUAACUUUAACACGAAUAAUGCUAAGAACACACACAACUCCGCAACAAAUAUAAUUAGAGAACACUUGAAAUUGAAUUACGAACGUUUUGAAGAAGUUGAAGUAACAGAAGAAUUCGAAAUUUUCAAAGCAACAAGAAAAUGUGACCACAAAUUUUGCAGAGUAAUCGUUUCAAAAUGCGUCUAUCCACAUGUGGAAAAAGAAAAUAUUAUCAAAUUGAUGAGUCACAAAAAUAAGCACAUUACUGAGAUUACCAAUUUUGGUUUUAUUCAGCAAUUUCCUUGGUUUGAAUGCAAAUGGUAUAAGGAUGGAUGUUUAGCCAACAUUAUCAAACGAGGAGAGUACAUCUCCGAGGUCAAUAUAAUUAACAUGAUUUAUGGAUUAUUAGACGCUAUUCUCUUUCUAACAGAAAAUAGAAUUUUAUUUAGAGAUUUAAAUCCACACAAUGUCAUGAUUGUAAAAUCAAAAUUUGAAUACGAAGCAUUUCUGAGUUUAGAAUAUCGAGGCCACGACCCACACUUUACUCAACCUUUAUCACCAAGCAUGAAGGCACUUGGAGAAAUAAUUUUUAUGCUAAUUUCUAGAAAGAAAAGCCCUCCACUCUCAAUUCAACGAGAAGACCUAGUAGAGAGUAUCUCGGGUCUCUACAGUGAGAAAAUUAUUGAUUUAUCCCUUCUGUUGAUGUUUUCUGACCUCUCUGUCUAUGAAAUCUUGCAGCUCAUUCACGAAAUGAGGACUCUCAAAUAG